Molecule: messenger RNA, 888 nt
Organism: Sphaeroforma arctica JP610
Lineage: Eukaryota; Ichthyosporea; Ichthyophonida
Exons: 1
Coding region: 176-736 (186 amino acids)
Biological process (GO): DNA repair
Molecular function (GO): methylated-DNA-[protein]-cysteine S-methyltransferase activity
Source: RefSeq, a predicted model, not a curated record
GUCUAGCGGUUUUCUAUUAUGAUAUUUCUGCACGCGGAACGGUUACAUCAAUAGUACAUUCGCUGAAGUGAAUAAUAUAAAGUAGCCAUCUCCGCAUCUAAAUUCGUAUUAACUGCGUACUUUAGCCCUUCCAGUGACAUUAUUGAGUUGUGCCGACGUGAUUACAUCAGUAACUAUGGCGAAAGUGAACGAAAUCGUCUACGGUAUACACAAUACUGAAUUAGGAAGUAUCAUAAUAGCCACCACGGCGAAAGGCUUAUGCUGGCUGGGAUUCAUGGUGACCAAAGAAAAUGGUGCAUACAAAGGUGAUGGCUAUAGCCGCAUGAUGCAGUUCUACCCUGAAGCAACCGUUGAGGCAGAAACCAAGUGCGCAUGCACACUUCCAACUGCACAUGCAACCGCGGACUGUGGGAGUUGUUUUGCAUCAGAAGCACAAACGCCCACCGCCAAGCUUCUAGCACUACCCCUCGAUCUACGAGGCACUGCAUUCCAAAUGCAAGUGUGGGAUGCUCUGCUGGACAUACCCUGGGGAGCCACUCGCUGCUAUGGUGAUAUUGCCAACCAAAUAGGCAGGCCCAAGGCAAGCAGGGCUGUGGGUACAGCCGUCGGACAGAACCCCGUAUCUAUUCUUGUGCCGUGUCAUCGCGUGCUACAGAAGUCCGGUCAGUUGGGUAACUAUGGGUGGGGGUUGACGCUUAAGGAGUCUCUUCUGAGGCAGGAGGGCGUGUUAGUAUAGAGCAAAUAUAGAUCACCUUGUAUUCGUGUAUUGCAGCCCAUGUGUGAAUUUUUGAAUAGAAGAAUAGCUUAUAAAUACGCAUAAUGACUCUUACUUCAGCCAACUGCUCCGCAAAAAUUGCAAUCAGAGAGUUUGGUCAAUUUCACAAUCAG